Soboliphyme baturini is the source of this 342-nucleotide messenger RNA. The record is from the annotation of a GenBank genome assembly. Lineage: Eukaryota; Metazoa; Nematoda; Enoplea; Dioctophymatida; Soboliphymatidae.
AUGGUUCUGUUCGGUGUCUGGCUAAUAGCGCUGUUGUUUUGCUGGGGAAGCAGUCAUGAGCUGAGUGGACACGAAAUCAAGGAGCAUGAACCAUGGUAUAAGCAUCGUCCAUUCAAAGUUCAUCCACUGGCACUCGUCGGCUACCGAAAAGCAUUUCUAAAAUAUAGAGGAGGCUUCGGAGGCGGAGCUGAGGAGUACGAACCAGUGGCAUCUGCGAAGUUUGUGGAAAGCAAAGGAUACAAACUAGAAGGAUUAGGCAAUAAGGAAGUUCACGAGCCUCCGAAGUACGAACCCGAGCCUCCGAAGUACGAACCCGAGCCUCCGAAGUACGAACCCGAGCCU